Salarias fasciatus (jewelled blenny) is the source of this 2737-nucleotide messenger RNA. It is a transcript of the gene ttll11, whose product is annotated as tubulin tyrosine ligase-like family, member 11. The record is from RefSeq and is a predicted model, not a curated record. Lineage: Eukaryota; Metazoa; Chordata; Actinopteri; Blenniiformes; Blenniidae. The transcript is spliced from 10 exons. The coding region runs from base 391 to 2622 and encodes 743 amino acids. Gene Ontology annotation, biological process: protein polyglutamylation; microtubule cytoskeleton organization. Gene Ontology annotation, cellular component: ciliary basal body. Gene Ontology annotation, molecular function: tubulin-glutamic acid ligase activity; tubulin binding.
ACAGCCCGUCAGCAGCGACGUUAAGCCUGGUCAUCGCAACGCAAAUUAGAUAACGGUACCGGUAAGGACACGCCUGUCAUGAGUUUGAAGGGAAACCGUUGCCAAAUGAAGUUUGACAGGCAGCUUUAGCUCUCAUCGGGUAGCUAGCGGUGUCGGCUACAAGUGCCGCUUCGCGUCGCGCGGCAGCUCGGACCCCCCCGUUUAGCCUCCCGAAGCGGCUCGUGAACGCUCCGUGACCCACGACGCUAAUGGCUUUGACUCUUUAAAUCGUCCAUUCACUCCAGCAAUGCGUACCUCGUCGCCUGUGGGUAACGCUAGCUUUGCCGGAUUAUUGCAGCCUGCGGUAGAACCGUGCCCUGCCCAGCGGCGGCGUCACUCAGCGCAUUUCACAUGAGGAUGAGUGACCGUUAUGAGAAAGUCACGGUUCAGCUCGAGCAGAUGAAAGCUUUUGCCGAGGAUGCGGAGAAGGAGGGUGUGGAUCCCGAAGAGCAGGUGCCUCCGUCUUCCCCCUCUGCCUCUGUCUCACCGGACCCCUCCAGCACCACCGUAGCCGGCUCAGAUGCAUCCAGCACCUCCACCACUAGUAAACACAGAGGGAAAGGUCGCAGCAAGCCGGGGAGGGAUGACAAGACUCCCUGUGGCAGGCACAUCCCCGAUCUGUCACUGCAAGGCUCUGUGGUCACAGCUCAUGCUGAGAAAAACUUGAACAAACUGGGCUAUGAGCGGGCCCUUCACAUCAAGGGGACUGGGAAGAUCCUGCAGGGCAAAUCAGAGCCCAAUGGGAACUAUGUAACCAUUCAAGCGACCAAAAACAUCCAAGAAAGUCGUCGUGACGACGGAUUCAAAGUGACAAAGAAGAGGAGACCUGUGACAGUGGACACUUCGAAAGCCAAAACCUCACUGGAGGCGCUGAAAAUAAGCAUCAAGCAGCUGAAGUGGAAAGAGUUUCCUUUAGGCAGACGAGCAGCGUGUGAUAUCUACUGGCACGGGGUUUCCUUCCACGACAAUGAAAAUAUCGUCUCAGGGCAGGUCAACAAGUUCCCAGGUAUGAUUGAAAUGCUGAGGAAGAUCAACAUGAGUCGAGCAGUGCGGACUAUGCAGGAGCUUUUCCCAGAGGAGUACGAUUUCUAUCCCCGCUCCUGGAUCCUGCCUCAGGAGUACCAGCAGUUUUCCUCACAGAUCCGUAUGGUGAAGGAGAAAGAUGCCACCGUCAAUCCCACCUUCAUUGUCAAGCCGGACGGGGGCUCUCAGGGGGAUGGUAUCUACCUCAUCCGUGACCCCAGCGACCUGAAGCUCGUGGCGGGAUCACAUGCCAAACAGGCUGUAGUCCAGGAGUACAUCCAAAAGCCGUUACUCAUCGACAAGCUGAAAUUUGAUAUCCGCCUCUACGUGCUGAUCAAGUCCCUGGAGCCGCUGGAGAUCUACAUUGCCAAAGAAGGCUUAACACGUUUUUGCACGGAGCCCUACCAGGAGCCAAGCCAGAAGAAUUUGAGUCACGUCUUCAUGCAUCUGACAAACUACUCCCUCAACGUCCACAGCGGCAACUUUGUGCACUCGGACAGCCAGAACACGGGCAGCAAGCGCACGCUGUCCAGCGUGCUGUUCAGGUUAACAUCGAAAGGUGUCGACAUCAAGAGGGUGUGGUCGGACAUCAUCGCUCUGGUUAUCAAGACUGUCAUUGCUGUGGUGCCUGAACUGAGGGUGUACUAUCAGGCCGACAUACCGCCUGGCAAACCAGGACCCACCUGCUUCCAGAUUUUAGGUUUCGACAUUCUGCUGAUGAAGAACCUCAAGCCAGUGUUAUUAGAGGUCAACUCCAACCCCAGUAUGAGAAUAGAGCAUGAGCAGGAGGUGGCACCCGGAGUUUUCGAAUAUGUUCCCAGUCCCGUGGAUGAAGGGGUCAAAGUGGGUGUGAUAAGGGACACGCUGCGCCUCAUGGACCCAGGCUGCAUGAAAUCCAGAAUAAGCUCCCAGUCGAGACCUGCCGGGCUGGAGCAGGACAUUCCCACGGACGCCGAGUCCCCGGAGCGCAGCCCGGACGAAGCCCUGCCCUCCCUGUGUCUGAAGCAGGUCUACCCAAAGUACGCCAAGCAGUUCAACCACCUGCGGCUGGUGGAGCGGAUCGCCGCUCUCUUCAUUCGCUUCCUCGGGGUCAAGGGCAACAUGCGGCUCGGCCCCACCGCCUUCCGGACCUUCAUCAGGACCUGCAAACUGAGUAACACUAAUUUCACCAUGGCUUCAGUGGACAUCCUCUACAUCGACAUCACACGUCGUUGGUCAGGAACAAUGUCCGACUCCCGAGAAGCAGGAAUGGGCCUGCAAGCCUUCGUGGAGGCUUUCUUCUACCUGGCCGGCCGCAGGUUCAAGUCUCUGGCGCUGAAGGAGCAGGCGGUGUCGCUGCUGGAGCUCUGUGAGGCUCAGCUCGGGCCGCCGUCGGGCAGCGAGGAGCGGCGCUCCGUCAGCUGCAGCAGGGCGCUGCCGCGAGCCAUCAAGACCCAGACGCUGUGCCUCACCAACCCUCAGCUGGGCUCCCCGGCGCCCCUGCGGAGGGCGGUCAGCCAGGACGCCCGGCCGCACCCCAGACUAAAACCCCGCGCGCUGAGAGCCAACGUGGAGAACUGACGCCGGCGGAUCAGCAACCCAACCCCCGACAUGCCUUUGGACUUUUUUCCCUGCAGGUGCAAAGAAAUUAGGUGGCCAUUUUUUUUUUCCCUGCUCUCCUUUGCUCUGUAGCUCA